This is a messenger RNA of Nicrophorus vespilloides, 1552 nucleotides long. RefSeq names its product homeobox protein extradenticle-like. The record is from RefSeq and is a predicted model, not a curated record. Lineage: Eukaryota; Metazoa; Arthropoda; Insecta; Coleoptera; Silphidae. Gene Ontology annotation, cellular component: nucleus. Gene Ontology annotation, molecular function: RNA polymerase II cis-regulatory region sequence-specific DNA binding; DNA-binding transcription factor activity, RNA polymerase II-specific. Gene Ontology annotation, biological process: neuron development; animal organ morphogenesis; regulation of transcription by RNA polymerase II. Bases 213 to 1295 code for a protein of 360 amino acids. The transcript has a single exon.
GUACUUCAUGCUAAUCUAUGCGUGGUUGAGUCUGCGUCUACGGGUCUUUAUCUUCAUAACAAUCCAUCCCAAACAAUCCAUAAGUUGGAAGCGCAAGUAACAUACGACGGCGUAUUAUCCAGAUGCGUUUUAAAUAUUCGUAAUCGUGUAAUUGGAAGUGAAUCUCAAAAAAAUAAUUAAAUCUAGUGAAAUUUGUUGGUGAAAAUCCUACAAUGGAUGACCCAGGAAGGAUGAUGGGUCAUGGAGGAGCCGGUUUGUUGCCUUCGCAACCCUACGGCAUCAAUCCAGGCGACGCUGCGGGUGGUGAGUCCGAGUCCCGCAAACAAGACAUUGGAGAAAUUCUGCAACAAAUAAUGAAUAUCACUGAUCAAAGUCUUGAUGAAGCCCAAGCCAGGAAGCACACCCUCAAUUGUCAUCGAAUGAAACCAGCUUUGUUUUCAGUUCUCUGUGAGAUUAAAGAAAAAACUGUUCUUUCAUUGCGUAAUACUCAGGAAGAAGAACCCCCAGAUCCACAGUUGAUGAGGUUGGACAAUAUGCUGAUUGCUGAAGGUGUAGCAGGUCCUGAAAAAGGAGGUGGUGCUGGAGCAGCAGCUUCUGGUUCUGCUGCAGCUCAAGCUGGACAACCAGACAAUGCAAUUGAGCACUCAGAUUACCGAGCCAAACUUGCACAAAUUAGGCAAAUUUAUAACCAAGAGCUGGAAAAAUAUGAACAAGCCUGUAAUGAAUUCACCACACAUGUUAUGAACUUGCUCAGGGAACAAUCUCGUACUCGUCCCAUUACUCCAAAAGAAAUUGAGAGAAUGGUACAAAUAAUUCACAAGAAAUUUAGCUCAAUUCAAAUGCAACUCAAACAGUCAUCAUGUGAAGCAGUUAUGAUUCUCAGAUCUAGAUUCUUAGAUGCCAGAAGGAAGAGAAGAAAUUUCAGUAAACAAGCAUCUGAAAUAUUGAAUGAAUAUUUCUAUUCUCAUCUGUCUAAUCCAUAUCCAAGUGAGGAGGCUAAAGAGGAGUUGGCAAGAAAAUGUGCAAUCACUGUAAGUCAAAUCUGCAAUUGGUUUGGUAAUAAGCGCAUUAGGUAUAAGAAGAAUAUUGGGAAAGCACAAGAGGAAGCCAAUUUGUAUGCAGCAAAGAAAGCAGCUGGAGCAUCUCCCUAUAGUGGAACUCCAACACCCAUGAUGUCACCAGCACCAAGACAAGAUUCAAUGGGAUACUCCAUGGGCUCUGCUUAUGAAAGUUCUCCAUAUGAUGCAAGCAGCUGUGGAUACGAUCCAAUGCAUCAGCAAGAAUUAUCCCCUUAAAAAAGAGUUUAUAUCUCUUGCUUCCGCUAUGAACUGAUUACACAUGUAUACUGUUUAAUGUAUACCAUAAUGUAUACUAAUAUUAUUUUAUAUUAUGCAUAUAAGUUACGUUUUUAUAGCUCUGUGGAUUUAUUAUCAAAGAAACAAACAUAAGCAAGUUUUUUUUUUAAUAAUUACAUAUAUACAUGUAUUUAAAUUGAUUCAUGCUCAAAACCAGCACUUCAUUUUUAUUUCUUAAGUUUUGUAAGUGUUAUCAU